UUCUUCGCGCAGUUUCUUUUGUGAUGUUUAUUUCGUAAUCGUAACAAGUUUUCGCGGCGCGCUGCAUCAAAAUGCUCAGGAUCGUGAAAGAUGUUCCGAAAUUGGUCCUUUUGAGAGCAUUACACUGCAGUCACCAGAACUGUGUCAGCUUCAGAAAACAAGGCAAAGUGCUGAACAAGUUGAUGUACGGUUCGGAUAAAAACAAACGGAAAUGGUACGGCGAACGGACUUCUCAGACGGCUUUCUCUUCCCCGGCUUCGUUGGCUUCCACCAAAGGACAGGGAAAGGAAUCGACCAGGCGGCUGACGGUGCUGAAUAAACUUUUCAUGGAGCAGAUCACGGAUUUGAUGGCUACCGGAGAGUACUCGGAGGAAAUAGUCGGUUACGGUAUACAAAUUUCCCGCGUUCGGGUCAGUACGGACUUCCACGGCGUCAACGUGUUCUGGUUUGCCAGCGACAGUGCCCAAGAUGCGGAAAUCGGACGGUUGCUGAAACGCGUGGCUGGUGGAUUGCGUCACGAACUAUCCCAGUUGAGGCUGAUCGGUCAAGUACCAAAACUGACCUUUGUAAAGGAUAAAGCGCAUGGCCUGAACGCUGAUGUAGACAGCGCUUUGCGCAAAGCGGAUUACGGAGAAGAUUACGAGUUUACCAAUCGAAGCCUAGUGCCGAGAAGUGAAAUCAAAUUGCAAACCGAUCUACCUUCCGAGGUGCGUAGAAAGAUCGGUGAACUGGAGGACGAAAUCGAAUACCCUCGUGACGAUCAUGAUCCUCUGCCGGACAUGCGCCACGAUGUUCUGGGCUUGAAUCACGGAAUGAUCAUGAACAAAAUCAAACGAUCACUCAACAAAUCCAAGCAGGCGUGGAGCCAAUAUAAUAGUGAAGAUAAAAUAUCAGGCGAUGAAAAGAUUGUUCCCUCCUCGCAGUGCUCUAGUGACACCGAUCUAAAUGCAAUCCAAGAGGACUCUAAGGUACAGUUUAGUAAAAGUUUGGAGCGACGAAAGUUUAAGAAGUUUAAUAGUGGACGUAAAGCGUUAGAUUAUGAACUUCUUGAUUACAAGCCCAAUUUUGAAGAGGAACCUGAAAUUAUGCCAAAAGAUGACGACUUCAUUCUAGAGGACAGUGAUCACCAUAAAAAUAGAAAAUGAGUCUAUGUAGGUAUGUAUGCAAAUAUAAAGCAAUACACUUAACGGUGGCAAAGAUUACACAACACACAACUGCAGUCAAAUGUAAAUACAUUGAGUUUAUAAACCGUA
This is a messenger RNA of Aedes albopictus (Asian tiger mosquito), 1253 nucleotides long. RefSeq names its product putative ribosome-binding factor A, mitochondrial. Gene Ontology annotation, biological process: rRNA processing. The record is from RefSeq and is a predicted model, not a curated record. The transcript has a single exon. Lineage: Eukaryota; Metazoa; Arthropoda; Insecta; Diptera; Culicidae. Bases 72 to 1145 code for a protein of 357 amino acids.